UUGAAAGAACUUUGCGUGGAAUUUGCCGCUCGAUCGUUUGCUGUGAGAAAAGUUUGUGAAAAUCCCCUGGAAAAGACUGAAAAUGCAAUUCCAGAGUGCAAGAAAUAAGCGGGAAUCCUUCAUGACUCCACCAACGCUGCAAAAAUGCCUCAGCCGGGAGCUGCAGGAGGUGCUAAAUCAGCGAAAUCUCCUCACGGUUAAGUCGCGUCAGAAGAUGUGUCACCUUCUGGAUUCCCUGUCAACGGAGACGGAAGAGUGCGAUAAGAGACGUUCCCUGCGUCGUCAGGCUGUCCAGGAGAUUAUCUCAUCGGAACAGUCCUACAUGCAGCAGCUGAAGAUCCUGAUUGACUUCUUUGUGCGUCCACUGGAGAGUCAGCAGAUCAUUGACACUGCCACCCAUGGUACGCUCUUUGGGCACAUUGAGAUGAUGUUCAAUCUCAAUGGGGAACUUCUGCGGGAACUCCAGGAAGAUAGAGAUUGCGUAGCUGGUGCCUUCCUGAAGCUUGCACCCUUCUUCCGGCUCUACUCUGUCUAUGCCUUUGACUACAAGAAAGCCCUGCUGCGGUUGCAAGAGCUCACAGCCAAGAACACCGCCUUCCGGCAAUUCCUGGCCAACACCGAGAGUCGUCCGGAGGUGCAGACAAAGCUAAAUUCCCUCCUAAUCGCGCCGAUUCAGCGUGUUCCACGGUAUCGGCUCCUCCUGCAGCAGGUACUUCUCUACACAAGCCCAAGUGAUGGGGACUUUGCAGCUCUUCAAGCAUCCGUGAAGGAAGUGGAGACAACAGUGGAGCACAUUGAUUCCCUCGUGGAGGAGCAGGAGAACACUCAGCAGAUGAUUAAUCUCCAAAAUGCCCUUGUUAGUCGCACUCCGGCUAUUAUCAAGCCCGGAAGGCGCCUCUUCCGCGAGGGCGUCCUGGAGAAGGUCUCCAGCACUGGGGGGCACCUCAGACGUCACUGUGCCCUCAUGUCGGACAUCUUCAUGUACAGCAAAAUCCUCCGGGAGCGCUCAAAGGCAAAUCUCCCGGAGAACUCUCUCCAGUGCUGCUGCAUCUUCCCGCUGAAGAAGACAAAGAUCACUGAGCUCUUCCCUGGAACCUUUCGCAUCUCCUGCCAGGGGGAUGGUGUGAUCUUCCGCACGCUUGACAUGCUGGAGGGGCAAAGCUGGGUUGUGGCUAUGCAGGAAGCCAUUGCCAUGCACAUAGAGUUCCGGAAGACCCUCCGGAAGGAGUCAAGCAAACGCCGGCCACUGAGGCGGAAGAAGGAUGUCCGGAACUUUGAAUCAGACACAAUUCUCAGCCCCAGGAGGCGUGGGGAUUUUGAGAAUGUUUUCCGGACGCAUGUGGAGGGUGCUGAUGAAGCAGCAGAUGGGCAGAAAAGGACGUGCUUCCACCUCAAUCCCGUCAAUCUCCUGAAGCGUCGAACACAGGAGAGAACAUCCCACCAAAUGCCACCGAAGAAGAUUCUCCGGCAAAAGUCUCCAAUGAGGGAUGUUUUGUUUCCCCUGCGAGAGAUUCAAGAGCCGCAGAAUGCGGAGGAUUCAGCAGGAGGAAGGGAAACAGCAUCAGUGCGGAGACGGGUAACGUUCGAGGAUCCUCCUGUGAGUAGAAUAGCCAUGCUAGAGGAAUCCAGGACUUCCCAUCAGUACGAGGGGAUCAUUCCGAGAUUACCAAAUGUUUCCUCCAUCCGCGAUAGGAUUGUUAAUUUCCUCGCCAGGAUUUUUUAAAGCAUCACAAAAGGAUAAUUUUUGGGAAAUUUUCUUCAUUUUUUUGCAUUUUCCUGCAGCUACAGGGUGAGUCAGAAAAACUGCUGAAAUUUUAUUAUUUUUUUAUUUAUUUUAAAAUAAUAAUUUUUAUCCUUUGAAUUGUAUGAAAUUAACUUAAUUUAUUGAAUUUUUGGAUAAUUUUUUAUCCAGAAUAUUUAUUUUAUUUUAAAAGUUCAUUGAAUGAAAAAAAAAUUAUCAAAAUCGGACAAAAUAUUUUUUCUAUGAAUUUAAUAAGAAAAUUUAUUUUCUCUUACUUAAUUCAAUUUUUCAACGAAGUUUUUAAUUUUUUUUAUAUUUUAUUUAUCUCAAAUCGGCCAAGCGGUUUGUUUGUAAAAAUUAUAUGGCUUUCGAAAUUGCAAAAAAAAUUAUUUAAUUUAUACUGUUUUUUCCCCUAAUUUAUUUAAAUCGGCUUGAAGAUAAUAAUCCUUAAAAAAAAUUAAUUUUAAUAAAAAGUGAAAUAAAAGAAUAAAAAACAA
Molecule: messenger RNA, 2238 nt
Organism: Lutzomyia longipalpis
Lineage: Eukaryota; Metazoa; Arthropoda; Insecta; Diptera; Psychodidae
Gene: RhoGEF4
Product: putative protein tag-52
Exons: 2
Coding region: 83-1723 (546 amino acids)
Biological process (GO): intracellular signal transduction
Cellular component (GO): cytoplasm
Molecular function (GO): guanyl-nucleotide exchange factor activity
Source: RefSeq, a predicted model, not a curated record